GCUCUCUAUACGUCCCCUGCUAACGGGGCCGAAGCUAGAAAUCCUCCACUCUCUUCUUACUAGCUAGGUUUCCACUGCGCCAGCAAUUUCCCCCAAAUCGGAGCCCCCUUCCCACAUUUUGGUGCUCCGCCGGAGGAAUGGGAGACACUGAGGCAGCGAUGGCGGCGGUGGUUGGCGUCGACGACCUGCUCCGAGAGAUCUUGCUCCGCCUCGAUUUCCCGGCCUUUCUAGUACGCGCAGCGCUCAUCUCCAAGCGGUGGCUCGGCCUCGCCGCCGACCCCGCAUUCCUCCGCCGAUUCCGCGAGCGCCACCCGCCCCGCCUCCUCGGCUUCUAUUUCCACGAUGCCUGCUCCCCGCGCCCGCAGUUCGUGCCCGUCUCGGAAGCCCCGGAGCUCCACACCGCCGUCAGCCGCGCCGGCUUUGACGACUGCGAUCCCUCUGUAGGACCCUUCGGUUGCCGCAACGGCCGCCUCCUCCUCAAGCCCGACCAGUUUGCCCACGGCAAAUACGUCGUCCGCAGCCCGCUGUGCCCAAUGCGAGGCUUGGUCCCCGUCUCGCCGCCCCCGCUACCUGAAUACCUAAGGGGCUACGGUUAUAGUGAAUGCUUCCUGUCCAGGGACAGCAGCGACGGCAUUGUCUUCGUGUACCUGGUGCUCAUCGAUCGAAAGCUAUCCCUGCAAGUGUCUGUCCUGCAAUCUGGUUCUUGGGGUGAAUGCAUCUUGGCAGAAGGACAACAACUCCCUUUGCGAUUUCACAAUGUUUGGAUGGAGAUGGUUGCCCAUGGCAAGCUCUACAUGCGUACUGACAGUGCCUACAUUUAUAUGUUGGACUUUGUUGCUCCAUGUCCACGAUUCGUCACUAUAAAGCUCCCGAACGAAGUCCGUGGAAACUACAAACUCUCGUCCGCUGAUGAUGGUGGGUUCUUUCUCAUCCAUGGAGAGGGGUUUCAGCUUAGCCUUUGGCACCAUGAGACUGAUGACAAUGGUCAAGACAAUUGGGAACUUGUGGACAGAUUUUGUGUGCGUGUGGCACAUGAUCGUUGUGAGGAAAUUUUGGUGCUUGGGGUCGGGGACAAUGCUGAAUUUGUGUUCUUGGGGCUGCAGGAAAGUAGGUCUAUCAUUUGUGUGAAUCCGAGGGGCAGGAAGGAGACAGUAUAUAAGGUGAAAGUGGGCUUAUUUUGGUAUGUAAGUGUCUUUCCCUUUAUGACUGUCUGGCCUCCCAUCUUUCCAGCUCUGAAGGAAGAAGAUGACCAUGACGAAUGAUCUCACAUUAUCUGGUCCAUUUGGUUGCAGGAAGUGGCUCGAACAGCCUCUCAGGUGUUCAGAGGACAAGCAAAACGGCAACGAGUAAUUUGUAUGGCUUUCUUUAGAGUUACGGUAGGGGAAGAAGAGUGAUGUGUGCACCACUUUUCCAGAAGUAACGGUUUCAUGCUAAUAUUUUCGGAAGCUUGUCAGAAACCUGGAGUAAAGCCCAUUUGUGCUGGAAUUAGCUGGAAUAGCCUCUUUCUUAUUCGGGGCACAAGCAGAACGGUGGCGAGGAAUUUGUAUUGCUUUAUGAAGAAGAAUGAUGGAUGCACCACUUGUCUAGAAGCAACAGUUUCAUGCUAAUGCUUUCUGAAGUUCAUUAGAAACCUGGAGUAAAGUCCAUUCAUGGUAUGUUUUCUAGUGUUUGUAGUCCAAGAGCUAUGUGCCAGGCCAUCCUCCGCACUUUGUUUUCUAUGUUUUCGGUGUGUAAUAAAUGGAUCUAUACGGCUGUGUGCAUCCUAGUUAUGCAGAGGCCGGGUGUAAUAUUAUUUGAGUAAUAAAGCGCCCAUUAUCGAAAAAAA
Messenger RNA from Lolium perenne, 1825 nucleotides. RefSeq lists its product as uncharacterized. NCBI's taxonomy places the organism in Eukaryota, Viridiplantae, Streptophyta, Magnoliopsida, Poales, Poaceae. Gene Ontology annotation, molecular function: protein binding. The record is from RefSeq and is a predicted model, not a curated record.